CCCCCCCCCCCCCCCCCCCCCGUCGCCAUGUUCCUCCAUGCUCCGAUUCCCUCUGUGCUUGGCUUGCGCCUUUCCGCACUUCUCUGAGUUGUCUUUGGUGGGAAUCUUUGGCCUUAUUGUGCUUUGUCCAUGCUUCCCUCACUUGAAAGAAUAAAAAGGGUUAGGGUUGCGGGGAAUCUUUGUCGGAAGGUGCCGUAAAUUGCGAUUGCUAUCGUCGGGAAUCCGCGCUGUUCUUUUUGUCAGAAUUUUGGUUUGUCUGUGUAGUAGUGUGUGAGAGUGCUGAUCUCUGUGGAUUAAGCUAGAAUUUAGCAGUCUGGAGUCUAAUUUUGUGAGAAGAGAAGAACUUAGGGUUGAAGCUUCUUGAAGCUGGUAGAGGGUCGCACCGUUGUCAUUGAACGUUUCAGGUUCCGGAGGUGGAGGAAUCGCAAGAACCGGAGAGGGAUGGAUGUAGAUCCUCGCCUUUUUGAAAAUGUGAAGGUGAGCGACGGCGAGGUGCGCAAGAUUGUAUUGUCGUAUCUCGUUCACAACUGCUUCAAAGAGACAGCGGAGACCUUCAUUGCCUGCUCUGGCAUGAAGCGCACGGCCGACUGCUCUGUCGAUAUCGACAAGAGGAAACCAAUCUACAACCAUGUUCUGGAAGGCAAUGCUUCGAAAGCUAUCGAGCUUACCAAUCAGCUUGCUGUGGAUCUUCUUACUUCCAAUCCGGAUGUACAUUUUGAUCUUUUAACCCUCCACUUUAUCGAACUUGUUCGAGCCAAGGAUUGUGCGAGUGCACUAGAGUUUGCACAGAAAGAGCUUCGACCUUUUGGCAAACAACAAGGGCGAUAUCUGGAUAAGCUCCAGGAUUGCAUGGCGUUGCUUGCAUACGAGAACCCUGAAACUUCGCCCAUGUUUAAUUAUCUAUCUCCCGAAUAUCGCCAUUCCGUGGCAGAUGCGUUGAAUUCUGCUGUUCUAGCGCAUGCUAAUCUACCAAGCUAUACAUCAAUGGAGAGAUUGCUGCAACACACAACUGUUGUAAGGCAGCGACUUCAUCAAGAGCUUGGCAAGGAUGGACCUCCGAUCUUCACACUGAAGGCGUUCUUGAAAAGCUAGAUAGUUUUGUAAGGUUUUGGAUCAUGUUGGAUUCAAGCCAUUUCUAUGAUCAUGAGAUGUAACUCUAUGUAAAGAACCAUGUAUACAGAUUGGGAACAUGAAUGCAAAAGGACCAACCUUGCAUGUACUGCUUCCGGAUUGUAACUACGUUCACUAUGUAUUGUGAAGGCACGUACCUGGCAUUCAUCCCGAAUUCAAAAUU
Molecule: messenger RNA, 1294 nt
Organism: Physcomitrium patens
Lineage: Eukaryota; Viridiplantae; Streptophyta; Bryopsida; Funariales; Funariaceae
Molecular function (GO): protein binding
Source: RefSeq, a predicted model, not a curated record